AUGGUUACUAUUAAUUAUGAGCCUCUAGAACAUUUACCUUAUCUUGAUGAAAGUAUAAGUCCAGAAGAAAGAGCUCAUGUUGAGCAACUUAUUAGAAUAGAAUUAGCUAAUCAAUUUGCCAAUCAAAAUCUUAAUAAUAUUAACUUUCAUCCUCAACAACCAUCUGUGGCGACUCAAUUACCAAAUGGUGUUAAUAAUACAAUAACAGGUUCUAGUGUUAUACAUCGAGAUUCAACACCAGUAGCCAUUGUACCUAUUGCAUCAGAUACCAAUAUUAUAACGAAUCAUGAUAAUCUUACUAGUACUCCAACAAUAGCAAUUGUUCCAUCAACUACUAAUAAUAAUGAAAUAAAUAAUCAUCUGGAUGAAUCUCAAGUAACACCUGCUAUUGGAGGUAGUAUUGUUAAUAAUGAUAUAAUUUCUCCUCUUCAUGAAUCUCAAGCAUUACAUCCAUUAGUUGAUCAAUUAUUACCCCUUUCAACUAAUAUUAAUAGAUUAAGUCCAAGUCCAUUAAUUAAUCAAGAAAUUGAACGUUAUGAACAAGAAAUGCAAGAUGAAGAUUUAGAUGAAGAUCUUGAAGAAGAAAAUGAAUUCCAUAUAAUUAAAAAUGGAAUAGAUUCAUCAAGAUAUUCUAAUCCUCAAACUACUGAUCAAUUAUAUACUUCAUUAUCAUACGGUCAACUUCAAGAAAGAAAUCUUCAAAUGUUAUUAAAUAAUUAUCAAGAUUUAUCACAUUUAAAUCAACAACAAUUGGAACAAUUACAAAGUUUACAACAAGAUUAUGUUAUUAAUGUUAAUUCUAAACGAGUUAAAAUUGAUGAUAUUAAUCAAAUUCGUAAAAAGCAACUGGUUGAUUAUAAACAAAUCGAUAACUAUUUGCAUGAUAAAUGGAAAGAUGGCAUUAAAAAUGUUGUUGAAUUAGGGGUUGAAGGUUCAAGAUUAGAAGAGAAUUUAUAA
Messenger RNA from Scheffersomyces amazonensis, 957 nucleotides. RefSeq lists its product as uncharacterized. Lineage: Eukaryota; Fungi; Ascomycota; Pichiomycetes; Serinales; Debaryomycetaceae. The transcript has a single exon. Gene Ontology annotation, biological process: mRNA processing. Bases 1 to 957 code for a protein of 318 amino acids. The record is from RefSeq and is a predicted model, not a curated record.